Molecule: messenger RNA, 944 nt
Organism: Cucumis melo (muskmelon)
Lineage: Eukaryota; Viridiplantae; Streptophyta; Magnoliopsida; Cucurbitales; Cucurbitaceae
Product: cucumber peeling cupredoxin-like
Exons: 2
Coding region: 145-798 (217 amino acids)
Cellular component (GO): plasma membrane
Molecular function (GO): electron transfer activity
Source: RefSeq, a predicted model, not a curated record
AAGUUGGAUGUAGUCAAGAAUUAAUUCACAAAUAUUGGUGUGGGUUCAACUCUCCUUUCCCACCCAUUGACCCUUAUAAAUGUAUACACCAGCUUUCUUUCAACAAAAUAUUUUUGGUUUUUAUUCAUUUGAAAAAUAAGAAAAAUGGGUGGAGGAAUUAUUGGUUUAGUUUUGGGUUUAAUUGCUGUGGUUUUGAUUCACCAAGCCACCGCUCAGACGGUUCGUGUAGUCGGAGACUCCACCGGUUGGACGGUUCCGAAGGGCGGUGCUGCUUUCUAUUCCGAGUGGGCUUCUAAAUUCAACUUCUCCAUUGGCGACUAUCUAAUUUUUCUUUUUUGGCAGCGUUUAACUUUGGGACGAACCUGCAGUGUCCAAGAAGUACCAAAAGGGUCGUUCGAUGAAUGCAAUGGACACAAUACCACACAUUAUGCCAUCAUUACAGGUCCUACAACAGUGAAGCUCGACACAGUCGGCAUGCAUUACUUCAUUUGUACCUUUGACAAUCACUGUUUGCAAGGUCAAAAGUUAGCUGUUAACGUCACAGUUACCGUCUCCAACAAUACUCCAAACGAUAAUGCAAUGUCACCUUCUUCAAACGCUGCUCAGCCACCCACAAGAACUCCCCCUGCUUCUCGUGGGGAUGCAUGCGCUCGAACUCCUGCUAAUUCAUUGUCUUCGUCACCACCUAUUAUUUGUGAUGGAUCUUCAUCGACUUUGACGCCUUCCUCCUCUACCUUACUGAUGGCAAUACUUUAUGUUACUUUGUAUACAAUUGUUAUGAACACUUGUUUUAGAUAGUAUGGAUUUACAUCGGACCUUAUUUUACUUAUCUUUUUAGAUUAAUGAAAACAUGUUUAGGAAUUAUUUUGAGAUUGUCAAUGGAUGGUUUGACAACAUCUUUUUAUUUAUUUAUCUAAAAAAGUUAGUCUCCCACUUAUCUAUAA